UAGGAGCCCUGCCCCUGGCCUUCCCUCAUCAGCUGUAAAUGAUGACUUACUGCUGUUACCAUCAUCACUGCCUUCAGUGACCAAGGGCCUUCCAAGGUGCCAGCUCUGGAACGAAGGAUGCCCUUGGGAGAUGAUGACACUCAGGUUAUCAAUACUCUGGCUGACCAUCGUCAUCGUGGGACUGACUUUGGUGGAAGUCCUUGGUUACGUAUCAUUAUUGCGUUUCUGAGAAGUUAUAAAGUUGUCGUUACCCUCUGGACAGUUUACCUUUGGUUGUCUUUCCUGAAGACUACCUUCCAGUCUGAAAAUGGACAUGAUGGAUCCACAGAUGUACAGCAGAGAGCCUGGAGGUCCAACCACCGUAGACAGGAAGGAAAUAAAAUUGGCCUGAAAGACAUCAUUACUCUAUGGAGACAUGUGGAAACAAAAGUUAGAGCUAAAAUCCAUAAGAUGAAGGUGACAACGAAAAUCAACCAUCAUGACAAAAUCAAUGGAAAGAGGAAGACCGCCAAAAAACAGGCAAUGUUUCAACGUGCGCAAGAGUUGCGGCGGCGGGCAGAGGACUACUACAAAUGCAAAAUCACCCCUUCUGCAAGAAAGCCUCUUUGCAACUGGGUCAGAAUGGCGGCAGCGGAGCAUCGCCAUUCUUCAGCAUUGCCCUACUGGCCCUACCUCACAGGUGAAACUUUAAAAAACAGGAUGGGCCACCAGACACCUCCCUUAGCUACUCAGGAGGCUGAGGCAGAAGAACCACCCAAACCCAAGAGGCGGAGGGCCGCUGACGUGAAACCAUCAUCACCCAAACCCAAGAGGCGGAGGGCCGCUGAGGUGAAACCAUCACCCGAACCCAAGAGGCGGAGGGCCGCUGAGGAGAAACCAUCAUCACCCGAACGCAAGAUGCGGAGGGCCGCUGAGGUGAAACCAUCAUCACCCAAACCCAAGAGGCGGAGGGCCGCUGACGUGGAAUCUUCAUCACCCGAACCCAAGAGGCGGAUGGCCGCUGAGGUGAAACCAUCAUCACCCAAACCCAAGAGGCGGAGGGCCGCUGAGGUGAAACCAUCAUCACCCAAACCCAAGAGGCGGAGGGCUGCUGAGGUGAAACCAUCAUCACCCAAACCAAGGGCCACUGAGGUGAAACCAUCAUCACCCAAACCCAAGAGGCGGAGGGCCGCAGAGGUGAAACCAUCAUCACCCGAACACAAGAGGCAGAGGGCCGCUGAGGUGAAACGAUCAUCACCCGAACCCAAGAGGGGGAGGGCCGCUGAGGUGAAACCAUCAUCACCCGAACCCAAGAGGCGGAGGGCCGCUGAGGUGAAACCAUCAUCACCCAAACCCAAGAGGCAGAGGGCCACUGAGGUGAAACCAUCAUCACCCAAACCCAAGAGGCGGAGGGCCGCUGAGGUGAAACCAUCAUCACCCGAACCCAAGAGGCGGAGGGCCUCUGAGGUGAAACAAUUAUCACCCGAACCCAAGUGGCGGAGGGCCGCUGAGGUGAAACCAUCAUCACCCAAACCCAACAGGCGGAGGGCCACUGAGGUGAAACCAUCAUCACCCAAAUCAAGGGCCACUGAGGUGAAACCAUCAUCACCCAAACCCAAGAGGCAGAGGGCCACUGAGGUGAAACCAUCAUCACCCAAACCAAGGGCCACUGAGGUGAAACCAUCAUCACCCAAACCAAGGGCCACUGAGGUGAAACCAUCAUCACCCAAACCCAAGAGGCGGAGGGCCGCUGAGGUGAAACCCUCAUCACCCAAACGAAGGGCCGCUGAGGUGAAACCAUCAUCACCCGAACCCUAGAGGCGGAGGGCCCCUGAGGUGAAAUUAUCAUCACCCGAACCGAAGAGGCGGAGGGCCGCUUAGGUGAACCCAUCAUCACCCAAACCCAAGAGGCGGAGGGCCACUGAGGUGAAACCAUCAUCACCGAAACCCAAGGGCCACUGAGGUGAAACCAUCAUCACCGAAACCCAAGGGCCACUGAGGUGAAACCAUCAUCACCCAAACCCAAGAGGCGGAGGGCCACUGAGGUGAAACCAUCAUCACCCAAACCCAAGAGGCCGAGGGCCACUGAGGUGAAACCAUCAUCACCCAAACCAAGGGCCACUGAGGUGAAACCAUCAUCACCGAAACCCAAGGGCCACUGAGGUGAAACCAUCAUCACCGAAACCCAAGGGCCACUGAGGUGAAACCAUCAUCACCCAAACACAAGAGGCGGAGGGCCACUGAGGUGAAACCAUCAUCACCCAAACCCAAGAGGCGGAGGGCCACUGAGGUGAAACCAUCAUCACCCAAACCAAGGGCCACUGAGGUGAAACCAUCAUCGCCCAAACCCAAGAGGCGCAGGGCCGCUGAGGUGAAACCAUCAUCACCCAAACCCAAGAGGCGGAGGGCCGCUGAGGUGAAACCAUCAUCACCCAAACCCAAGAGGCGGAGGGCCGCUGAGGUGAAACCAUCAUCACCCAAACCCAAGAGGCGGAGGGCCGCUGAGGUGAAACCAUCAUCACCCAAACCCAAGAGGCGGAGGGCCGCUUAGGUGAAACCAUCAUCACCCAAACCCAAGAGGCGGAGGGCCGCUGAGGUGAAACUAUCAUCACCCAAACGAAGGGCCACUGAGGUGAAACCAUCAUCACCCACACCCAACAGGCGGAGGGCCACUGAGGUGAAACCAUCAUCACCCGAACCCAAGAGGCGGAGGGCCGCUUAGGUGAAACCAUCAUCACCCAAACCCAAGAGGCGGAGGGCCGCUGAGGUGAAACCAUCAUCACCCAAACCAAGGGCCACUGAGGUGAAACCAUCAUCACCCAAACUCAAGAGGCGGGUGGCCGCUGAGGUGAAACCAUCAUCACCCAAACCCAAGAGGCGGAGGGCCGCUGUGGUGAAACCAUCAUCUCCCGAACCCAAGAGGCAGAGGGCCGCUGAGGUGAAACCAUCAUCACCCAAACCCAAGAGGCGGAGGGCCGCUGAGGUGAAACCAUCAUCACCCAAACCCAAGAGGCGGAGGGCCCCUGAGGUGAAACCAUCAUCACCCAAAUCUAAGAGGCGGAAGGAGGCUGAGGUGAAACCAUCAUCACCCAAACCCAAGGGCCACUGAGGUGAAACCAUCGUCACCCAAACUCAAGAGGCGGAGGGCCACUGAGGUGAAACCAUCAUCACCCAAACCCAAGAGGCAGAGGGCCGCUUAGGUGAAACCAUCAUCACCCAAACCCAAGAGUCGGAGGGCCACUGAGGUGAAACCAUCAUCACCCAAACCCUAGAGGCGGAGGGCCCCUGAGGUGAAACCAUCAUCACCCGAACCCAAGACGCGGAGGGCCGCUGAGGUGAAACCAUCAUCACCCGAACCCUAGAGGCGGAGGGCCCCUGAGGUGAAACCAUCAUCACCCGAACCCAAGAGGCGGAGGGCCGCUUAGGUGAAACCAUCAUCACCCAAACCCAAGAGGCGGAGGGCCGCUUACGUGAAACCAUCAUCACCCAAACCCAAGAGGCGGAGGGCCACUGAGGUGAAACCAUCAUCACCCAAACCAAGGGCCACUGAGGUGAAACCAUCAUCACCCAAACCCAAGAGAUGGAGGACCACUCAGGUAAAACCAUCAUCACCCAAAACCAAGAGGCGGAGGACCGCUGAGGUGAAACCAUCAUCACCCAAACCCAAGAGGCGGAGGGCCGCUGAGGUGAAACCAUCAUCACCCAAACCCAAGAGGUGGAGGGCCGCUUAGGUGAAACCAUCAUCACCCAAACCCAAGGGCCACUGAGGUGAAACCAUCAUCACCCAAACCCAAGAGGCGGAGGGCCACUGAGGUGAAACCAUCAUCACCGAAACCAAGGGCCACUGAGGUGAAACCAUCAUCACCCAAACCCAAGGGCCACUGAGGUGAAACCAUCAUCACCCAAACCCAAGAGGCGGAGCGCCACUGAGGUGAAACCAUCACCACCCAAACCGAAGAGGCGGAGGGCCGCUGAGGUGAAACCAUCAUCACCCGAACCCAAGAGGCGGAGGGCCGCUGAGGUGAAACCAUCAUCACCCUAACCAAGGGCCACUGAGGUGAAACCAUGACCACCCGAACCCAAGAGGCGGAGAGCCGCUGAGGUGAAACCAUCAUCACCCGAACCCAAGAGGCGGAGGGCCGCUGACGUGAAACCAUCAUCACCCGAACCCAAGAGGCGGAGGACCGCUGAGGUGAAACCAUCAUCACCCGAACCCAAGAGGCGGAGGGCCGCUGAGGUGAAACCAUCAUCACCCGAACCCAAGAGGCGGAGGGCCGCUGAGGUGAAACCAUCAUCACCCGAGCCCAAGAGGCGGAGGGCCGCUGACGUGAAACCAUCAUCACCCAAACCAAGGGCCACUGAGGUGAAACCGUCAUCACCCAAACCCAAGAGGCGGAGGGCCACUGAGGUGAAACCGUCAUCACCCAAACCCAAGAGGCGGAGGGCCACUGAGGUGAAACCAUCCUUACCCAAACCAAGGGCCACUGAGGUGAAACCAUCAUCGCCCAAACCCAAGAGGCGCAGGGCCGCUGAAGUGAAACCAUCACCCAAACCCAAGAGGCGGAGGGCCGCUGAGGUGAAAACAUCAUCAUCCAAACCCAAGAGGCGGAGGGCCGCUUAGGUGAAACCAUCAUCACCCAAACGAAGGGCCACUGAGGUGAAACCAUCAUCACCCACACCCAACAGUCGGAGGGCCACUCAGGUAAAACCAUCAUCACCCAAACCCAAGAGGCGGAGGGCCGCUCAGGUGAAACCAUCAUCACCCAAACCCAAGAGGCGGAGGGCCGCUGAGGUGAAACCAUCAUCACCCAAACGAAGGGCCACUGAGGUGAAACCAUCAUCACCCACACCCAACAGUCGGAGGGCCACUCAGGUAAAACCAUCAUCACCCAAACCCAAGAGGCGGAGGGCCGCUCAGGUGAAACCAUCAUCACCCAAACCCAAGAGGCGGAGGGCCGCUGAGGUGAAACCAUCAUCACCCAAACCCAAGAGGUGGAGGGCCGCUUAGGUGAAACCAUCAUCACCCAAACCCAAGAGGCGGAGGGCCACUGAGGAGAAACCAUCAUCACCCAAAACCCAAGGGCCACUGAGGUGAAACCAUCAUCACCCAAACCCAAGAGGCGGAGGGCCACUGAGGUGAAACCAUCACCACCCAAACCCAAGAGGCGGAGGGCCGCUGAGGUGAAACCAUCACCCAAACCCAACAGGCGGAGGGCCACUGAGGUGAAACCAUCAUCACCCAAAUCAAGGGCCACUGAGGUGAAACCAUCAUCACCCAAACCCAAGAGGCGGAGGGCCACUGAGGUGAAACCAUCAUCACCCAAACCCAAGAGAUGGAGGACCGCUGAGGUGAAACCAUCAUCACCCAAACCCAAGAGGCGGAGGGCCGCUGAGGUGGAACCAUCAUCACCCAAACCCAAGAGGUGGAGGGCCGCUUAGGUGAAACCAUCAUCACCCAAACCCAAGAGGCGGAGGGCCACUGAGGGGAAACCAUCAUCACCCAAACCAAGGGCCACUGAGGUGAAACCAUCAUCACCCAAAACCCAAGGGCCACUGAGGUGAAACCAUCAUCACCCAAACCCAAGAGGCGGAGGGCCGCUGAGGUGAAACCAUCAUCACCCGAACCCAAGAGGCGGAGGGCCGCUGAGGGGAAACCAUCAUCACCCGAACCCAAGUGGCGGAGGGCCGCUGAGGGGAAAACAUCAUCACCCGAACCCAAGAGGUGGAGGGCCACUGAGGUGAAACCAUCAUCACCCAAACCCAAGAGGCGGACGGCCACUGAGGUGAAACCAUCAUCACCCAAACCCAAGAGGCCGAGGGCCACUGAGGUGAAACCAUCAUCACCCAAACCAAGGGCCACUGAGGAAACCAUCAUCGCCGAAACCCAAGAGGCGCAGGGCCGCUGAGGUGAAACCAUCAUCACCCAAACCCAAGAGGCGGAGGGCCGCUGAGGUUAAACCAUCAUCACCCAAACCCAAGAGGCGGAGGGCCGCUGAGGUGAAAACAUCAUCACCCAAACCCAAGAGGCGGAGGGCCGCUGAGGUGAAACCAUCAUCACCCAAACCCAAGAGGCGGAGGGCCGCUUAGGUGAAACCAUCAUCACCCAAACCCAAGAGGCGGAGGGCCGCUGAGGUGAAACCCUCAUCACCCAAACGAAGGGCCGCUGAGGUGAAACCAUCAUCACCUGAACCCUAGAGGCGGAGGGCCCCUGAGGUGAAAUUAUCAUCACCCGAACCGAAGAGGCGGAGGGCCGCUUAGGUGAACCCAUCAUCACCCAAACCCAAGAGGCGGAGGGCCACUGAGGUGAAACCAUCAUCACCGAAACCCAAGGGCCACUGAGGUGAAACCAUCAUCACCGAAACCCAAGGGCCACUGAGGUGAAACCAUCAUCACCCAAACCCAAGAGGCGGAGGGCCACUGAGGUGAAACCAUCAUCACCAAAACCCAAGAGGCCGAGGGCCACUGAGGUGAAACCAUCAUCACCCAAACCAAGGGCCACUGAGGUGAAACCAUCAUCACUGAAACCCAAGGGCCACUGAGGUGAAACCAUCAUCACCGAAACCCAAGGGCCACUGAGGUGAAACCAUCAUCACCCAAACCCAAGAGGCGGAGGGCCGCUGAGGUGAAACUAUCAUCACCCAAACGAAGGGCCACUGAGGUGAAACCAUCAUCACCCACACCCAACAGGCGGAGGGCCACUGAGGUGAAACCAUCAUCACCCAAACCCAAGAGGCGGAGGGCCGCUUAGGUGAAAUCAUCAUCACCCAAACCCAAGAGGCGGAGGGCUGCUGAGGUGAAACCAUCAUCACCCAAACCAUGGGCCACUGAGGUGAAACCAUCAUCACCCAAACUCAAGAGGCGGGUGGCCGCUGAGGUGAAACCAUCAUCACCCAAACCCAAGAGGCAGAGGGCCGCUGUGGUGAAACCAUCAUCUCCCGAACCCAAGAGGCAGAGGGCCGCUGAGGUGAAACCAUCAUCACCGAAACCCAAGAGGCGGAGGGCCGCUGAGGUGAAACUAUCAUCACCCAAACCCAAGAGGCGGAGGGCCACUGAGGUGAAACCAUCAUCACCCAAUCCAAGAGCCACUGAGGUGAAACCAUCAUCACCCGAACCCAAAAGGCGGAGGGCCGCUGAGGUGAAACCAUCAUCACCCAAACCCAAGAGGCAGAGGGCCGCUUAGGUGAAACCAUCAUCACCCAAACCGUAGAGGCGGAGGGCCGCUGAGGUGAAACCAUCAUCACCCGAACCCAAGACGCGGAGGGCCGCUGAGGUGAAACCAUCAUCACCCGAACCCUAGAGGCGGAGGGCCCCUGAGGUGAAACCAUCAUCACCCGAACCCUAGAGGCGGAGGGCCCGAGGUGAAACCAUCAUCACCCGAACCCAAGAGGCGGAGGGCCACUGAGGUGAAACCAUCAUCACCCACACCCAAGAGGCGGAGGGCCACUGAGGUCAAACCAUCAUCACCCAAACCAAGGGCCACUGAGGUGAAACCAUCAUCACCCAAAACCCAAGGGCCACUGAGGUGAAACCAUCAUCACCCAAACCCAAGAGGCGGAGGGCCACUGAGGUAAAACCAUCACCACCCAAACCCAAGAGGCGGAGGGCCGCUGAGGUGGAACCUCCAUCACCCGAACCCAAGAGGCGGACGGCCGCUGAGGUGAAACCAUCAUCCCCCAAACCCAAGAGGCGGAGGGCCACUGAGGUGAAACCUUGAUCACCCAAACCAAGGGCCACUGAGGUGAAACCAUCAUCACCCAAACUCAAGAGGCAGAGGGCCGCUUAGGUGAAACCAUCAUCACCCAAACCCAAGAGGCGGAGGGCCACUGAGGUGAAACCAUCAUCACCCAAACCAAGGGCCACUGAGGUGAAACCAUCAUCACCCAAACCCAAGGGCCACUGAGGUGAAACCAUCAUCACCGAAACCCAAGGGCCACUGAGGUGAAACCAUCAUCACCCAAACCCAAGAGGCGGAAGGCCACUGAGGUGAAACCAUCAUCACCCAAAUCAAGGGUCACUGAGGUGAAACCAUCAUCACCCAAACCAAGGGCCACUGAGGUGAAACCAUCAUCACCCAAACCAAGGGCCACUGAGGUGAAACCGUCAUCACCCAAACCCAAGAGGCGGAGGGCCACUGAGGUGAAACCGUCAUCACCCAAACCCAAGAGGCGGAGGGCCACUGAGGUGAAACCAUCAUUACCGAAACCAAGGGCCACUGAGGUGAAACCAUCAUCGCCCAAACCCAAGAGGCGCAGGGCCGCUGAAGUGAAACCAUCAUCACCCAAACCCAAGAGGCGGAGGGCCGCUGAGGUGAAACCAUCAUCAUUCAAACCAAGGGCCACUGAGGUGAAACCAUCAUCACCCAAACCCAAGAGGCGGAGGGCCGCUGAGGUGAAACCAUCAUCACCCAAACCCAAGAGGCGGAGGGCCGCUGUGGUGAAACCAUCAUCUCCCGAACCCAAGAGGCAGAGGGCCGCUGAGGUGAAACCAUCAUCACCCAAACCCAAGAGGCGGAGGGCCGCUGAGGUGAAACCAUCAUCACCCAAACCCAAGAGGCGGAGGGCCCCUGAGGUGAAACCAUCAUCACCCAAACCUAAGAGGCGGAAGGAGGCUGAAGUGAAACCAUCAUCACCCAAACCCAAGGGCCACUGAGGUGAAACCAUCGUCACCCAAACUCAAGAGGUGGAGGGCCACUGAGGUGAAACCAUCAUCACCCAAACCCAAGAGGCAGAGGGCCGCUUAGGUGAAACCAUCAUCACCCAAACCCAAGAGUCGGAGGGCCACUGAGGUGAAACCAUCAUCACCCAAACCCUAGAGGCGGAGGGCCCCUGAGGUGAAACCAUCAUCACCCGAACCCUAGAGGCGGAGGGCCCGAGGUGAAACCAUCAUCACCCGAACCCAAGAGGCGGAGGGCCGCUUAGGUGAAACCAUCAUCACCCAAACCCAAGAGGCGGAGGGCCACUGAGGUGAAACCAUCAUGACCCACACCCAAGAGGCGGAGGGCCACUGAGGUGAAACCAUCAUCACCCAAACCAAGGGCCACUGAGGUGAAACCAUCAUCACCCAAACUCAAGAGGCGGGGGGCCACUGAGGUGAAACCAUCAUCACCCAAACCCAAGAGGCCGAGGGCCGCUGUGGUGAAACCAUCAUCUCCCUAACCCAAGAGGCAGAGGGCCGCUGAGGUGAAACCAUCAUCACCCAAACCCAAGAGGCAGAGGGCCGCUGAGGUGAAACCAUCAUCACCCGAACCCAAGAGGCGGAGGGCCCCUGAGGUGAAACCAUCAUCACCCGAACCCAAGAGGCGGAGGGCCCCUGAGGUGAAACCAUCAUCACCCAAACCCGAGAGGCGGAGGGGCACUGAGGUGAAACCGUCAUCACCCAAACCAAGGGCUACUGAGGUGAAACCAUCAUCACCCAAACCCAAAAGGCGGAGGGCCGCUGAGGUGAAACCAUCAUCACCCAAACCCAAGAGGCGGAGGGAGGCUGAGGUGAAACCAUCAUCUCCCAAACCCAAGAGGCGGAGGGCCGCUGAGGUGAAACCAUCAUCACCCAAACCCAAGAGGCGGAGAGCCGCUUAGCUGAAACCAUCAUCACCCACACUCAAGAGGCGGAGGGCCGCUGAGGUGACACUACAUCACCCAAACCCAAGGGCCACUGAGGUGAAACCAUCAUCACCCUAAUCCAAGAGGCGGAGGGCCACUGAGGUGAUACCAUCAUCACCGAAACCAAGGGCCACUGAGGUGAAACCAUCAUCACCCAAACCCAAGAGAUGGAGGACCACUCAGGUAAAACCAUCAUCACCCAAAACCAAGAGGCGGAGGGCCGCUGAGGUGAAACCAUCAUCACCCAAACCCAAGAGGUGGAGGGCCGCUGAGGUAAAACCAUCAUCACCCAAACCCAAGAGGCGGAGGGCCACUGAAGAGAAACCAUCAUCACCCAAACCAAGGGCCACUGAGGUGAAACCAUCAUCACCCAAAACCCAAGGGCCAGUGAGGUGAAACCAUCAUCACCCAAACCCAAGAGGCGGAGGGCCACUGAGGUAAAACCAUCACCACCCAAACCCAAGAGGCGGAGGGCCGCUGAGGUGGAACCUCCAUCACCCGAACCCAAGAGGCGGACGGCCGCUGAGGUGAAACCAUCAUCCCCCAAAACCAAGAGGCGGAGGGCCACUGAGGUGAAACCUUGAUCACCCAAACCAAGGGCCACUGAGGUGAAACCAUGAUCACCCAAACUCAAGAGGCAGAGGGCCGCUUAGGUGAAACCAUCAUCACCCAAACCCAAGAGGCGGAGGGCCACUGAGGUGAAACCAUCAUCACCCAAACCAAGGGCCACUGAGGUGAAACCAUCAUCACCCAAACCCAAGGGCCACUGAGGUGAAACCAUCAUCACCGAAACUCAAGGGCCACUGAGGUGAAACCAUCAUCACCCAAACCCAAGAGGCGGAAGGCCACUGAGGUGAAACCAUCAUCACCCAAAUCAAGGGCCACUGAGGUGAAACCAUCAUCACCCAAACCCAAGAGGCGGAGGGCCACUGAGGUGAAACCAUCAUCACCGAAACCAAGGCCCACUGAGGUGAAACCAUCAUCACCCAAACCCAAGAGAUGGAGGACCACUCAGGUAAAACCAUCAUCACCCAAAACCAAGAGGCGGAGGACCGCUGAGGUGAAACCAUCAUCACCCAAACCCAAGAGGCGGAGGGCCGCUGAGGUGAAACCAUCAUCACCCAAACCCAAGAGGUGGAGGGCCGCUUAGGUGAAACCAUCAUCACCCAAACCCAAGGGCCACUGAGGUGAAACCAUCAUCACCCAAACCCAAGAGGCGGAGGGCCACUGAGGUGAAACCAUCAUCACCGAAACCAAGGGCCACUGAGGUGAAACCAUCAUCACCCAAACCCAAGAGGCGGAGGGCCACUGAGGUGAAACCAUCACCACCCAAACCGAAGAGGCGGAGGGCCGCUGAGGUGAAACCAUCAUCACCCGAACCCAAGAGGCGGAGGGCCGCUGAGGUGAAACCAUCAUCACCCUAACCAAGGGCCACUGAGGUGAAACCAUGACCACCCGAACCCAAGAGGCGGAGAGCCGCUGAGGUGAAACCAUCAUCACCCGAACCCAAGAGGCGGAGGACCGCUGAGGUGAAACCAUGAUCACCCGAACCCAAGAGGCGGAGGGCCGCUGAGGUGAAACCAUCAUCACCCGAACCCAAGAGGCGGAGGGCCGCUGAGGUGAAACCAUCAUCACCCGAACCCAAGAGGCGGAGGGCCGCUGAGGUGAAACCAUCAUCACCCGAGCCCAAGAGGCGGAGGGCCGCUGAGGUGAAACCAUCAUCACCGAAACCAAGGGCCACUGAGGUGAAACCAUCAUCACCCAAACCCAAGGGCCACUGAGGUGAAACCAUCAUCACCCAAACCCAAGAGGCGGAGGGCCACUGAGGUGAAACCAUCACCACCCAAACCGAAGAGGCGGAGGGCCGCUGAGGUGAAACCAUCAUCACCCUAACCAAGGGCCACUGAGGUGAAACCAUGACCACCCGAACCCAAGAGGCGGAGGGCCACUGAGGUGAAACCGUCAUCACCCGAACCCAAGAGGCGGAGGGCCACUGAGGUGAAACCAUCAUCGCCCAAACCCAAGAGGCGCAGGGCCGCUGAAGUGAAACCAUCAUCACCCAAACCCAAGAGGCGGAGGGCCGCUGAGGUGAAAACAUCAUCAUCCAAACCCAAGAGGCGGAGGGCCGCUUAGGUGAAACCAUCAUCACCCAAACCCAAGAGGCGGAGGGCCGCUUAGGUGAAACCAGCAUCACCCAAACCCAAGAGGCGGAGGGCCGCUGAGGUGAAACCAUCAUCACCCAAACCCAAGGGCCACUGAGGUGAAACCAUCAUCACCCAAACCCAAGAGGCGGAGGGCCACUGAGGUGAAACCAUCACCACCCAAACCGAAGAGGCGGAGGGCCGCUGAGGUGAAACCAUCAUCACCCGAACCCAAGAGGCGGAGGGCCACUGAGGUGAAACCAUCAUCACCGAAACCAAGGGCCACUGAGGUGAAACCAUCAUCACCCAAACCCAAGGGCCACUGAGGUGAAACCAUCAUCACCCAAACCCAAGAGGCGGAGGGCCACUGAGGUGAAACCAUCACCACCCAAACCGAAGAGGCGGAGGGCCGCUGAGGUGAAACCAUCAUCACCCGAACCCAAGAGGCGGAGGGCCGCUGAGGUGAAACCAUCAUCACCCUAGCCAAGGGCCACUGAGGUGAAACCAUGAUCACCCAAACCCAAGAGGCGGAGAGCCGCUGAGGUGAAACCAUCAUCACCCGAACCCAAGAGGCGGAGGGCCGCUGACGUGAAACCAUCAUCACCCGAACCCAAGAGGCGGAGGACCGCUGAGGUGAAACCAUCAUCACCCGAACCCAAGAGGCGGAGGGCCGCUGAGGUGAAACCAUCAUCACCCGAGCCCAAGAGGCAGAGGGCCGCUUAGGUGAAACCAUCAUCACCCAAACCAUGGGCCACUGAGGUGAAACCAUCAUCGCCCAAACCCAAGAGGCGCAGGGCCACUGAGGUGAAAACAUCAUCAUCCAAACCCAAGAGGCGGAGGGCCGCUUAGGUGAAACCAUCAUCACCCAAACCCAAGAGGCGGAGGGCCGCUUAGGUGAAACCAUCAUCACCCAAACCCAAGAGGCGGAGGGCCGCUGAGGUGAAACCAUCAUCACCCAAACGAAGGGCCACUGAGGUGAAACCAUCAUCACCCACACCCAACAGGCGGAGGCCCACUGAGGUGAAACCAUCAUCACCCGAACCCAAGAGGCGGAGUACCGCUGAGGUGAAACCAUCAUCACCCGAACCCAAGUGGCGGAGGGCCGCUGAGGACAAACCAUCAUCACCCGAACCCAAGAGGCGGAGGGCCACUGAGGUGAAACCAUCAUCACCCAAACCCAAGAGUCGGAGGGCCACUGAGGUGAAACCAUCAUCACCCAAUCCAAGAGCCACUGAGGUGAAACCAUCAUCACCCGAACCCAAAAGGCGGAGGGCCGCUGAGGUGAAACCAUCAUCACCCAAACCCAAGAGGCCGCGGGCCGCUGAGGUGAAACCAUCAUCAGCCGAACCCAAGAGGCGGAGGGCCGCUGAGGUGAAACCUUCUUCACCCGAACCCAAGAGGCGGAGGGCCGCUGAGGUGUAACCUUCAACACCCGAACCCAAGAGGCGGAGGGCCGCUGAGGUGGAACCUUCAUCACCCGAACCCGAGAGGCAGAGGGCCGCUGAGGUGAAACCAUCAUCAUCCGAUCCCAAGAGGCGGAGGGCCGCUGAGGUGAAACCAUCAUCACCCGAACCCAAGAGGCAGAGGACCGCUGAGGUGAAACCAUCAUCACCCAAACCCAAGAGGCGGAGGGCCGCUGAGGUGAAACCAUCACCCAAACCCAAGAGGCGGAGGUCCGCUCAGGUGAAACCAUCACCCAAACCCAAGAGGCGGAUGUUGAGUAAGCUGAGAACAGGCCAUUGCACUCAAGCCUGAGCAAUAACAAUAUAACUGAGUAGAAGAAAAUUAAAAAGUCAACAAAACAAAACAAAACCCACACUCCAAAAACAAACUAACAAAGUAUAAAUAAAUAAUAUAAAAAUAAAAUAAA
Pan troglodytes (chimpanzee) is the source of this 13589-nucleotide messenger RNA. Its product is annotated as nuclear pore complex-interacting protein family member B4. The record is from RefSeq and is a predicted model, not a curated record. The coding region runs from base 118 to 1797 and encodes 559 amino acids. The transcript has 11 exons. NCBI's taxonomy places the organism in Eukaryota, Metazoa, Chordata, Mammalia, Primates, Hominidae.